Messenger RNA from Rhagoletis pomonella (apple maggot), 5375 nucleotides. RefSeq names its product terminal nucleotidyltransferase 5C. The transcript is spliced from 3 exons. Lineage: Eukaryota; Metazoa; Arthropoda; Insecta; Diptera; Tephritidae. Gene Ontology annotation, molecular function: poly(A) RNA polymerase activity; RNA binding. Gene Ontology annotation, biological process: mRNA stabilization. The record is from RefSeq and is a predicted model, not a curated record. The coding region runs from base 1996 to 5109 and encodes 1037 amino acids.
CGUACAUAUGUAAGUAAAUCAGUUGUUCGUCACAUGUUCGACGUGAAUGUUCGCCAGACGUCGUUUGUUAUAAAAUUUUCCAAAUUAGCUAAUCAAAAGGCGAUUUUUCUGUGUAUUGUGAAGCAUUUUUACUUGUGGCAAAACCUUAUUUUCCAAUAGAUGAAAGUCGAAAAAUUGUGCUAAAUUAUCAAGUGCAAAUUCUAAAAGCAAAACUAAACCUGAGUGCAAGAAAUAAAGUGCAUUUUUGUUGUUCGAUUCAUAUGAGUGCGUAUUCUUGAUGUGUUUGUGAUUAAGAAAAAAAAAAACAAAAACAAAAACAUAAAAAUAAAAUCUAAAACAGAUAAAACCGCUUAUGAAUACAUUUUAAAGGUCCACGUUGCGCUAAUUUUUGCAUUGAAAACUAAAAAACGUGCGCGCGUGCUACAACAAUAAGUUGGAAAUCGGUAGAAAAAAUCUCAACGGCACAAAUAAAACUUUCGUAGUUCAGUUCGGCGCGAAUCGAAAACAAUAACAACAGCAACAAUAAAACGUUUCGGCUGCAACAUAAACAGUGUGCUCGCACUUGCUAGAUAACCUUCACGAAAAAACAGUGUGCAAUUAAUUUUUGUGCGAAAAAUUUUAAUAUACUUAAUUAAAUAAAUAAUACGGGAAAUAUUAACUAAGAAGAAAAAUAUAACUUUUAAUCUAAUAAAAGUGUUUAAACCCCGCAGCGAAGUGAUAAAAGUAAGCAAUAACAAUUACAACAGCGCUGUGUCCAACAAUCAGAGAGAAUACACUUAUAAAAUUGUGUUGUGAAAUUAGAAAAGAGGCAAACAAUUGUGUGGUGUCAAUUUUAAAACAACAAAUAGAUUAGGCAACUCCAUGACACACGAUCUAAACAGCUAUAAGAGUAACAAUUAAGUAAAACAAAGUUUUGCACGAACUACAUUAGCCUGAAAAAAAAAUAAAUAACCAACAGUAAAAAGUUUACGAUCACACUAAUAAAUUAAUAAAUAAAAAUAUUCAAACAAAAUAAAUAAAUAACACAAACACUUAAAGGCCUCACUUUUGGAGAACCCAUCCUACCUCAACUGUUGGCAUAUGUAUGCGCGGAGAGUUUGUAGAGAAGAUCGAGUGAGCGGUAAAUAAGUGUAGAAAAAACCGGAAAGUCGACAAGGGCAGACGGCGAAGGUGAAAGCGGAAAGUGAAAUUGAAAAAGCGCAGCAAAGGCAAAGUAGAAAAGAGUAGCAAAUAUACAGAAAUAAUAACAACACGGCAGCAAUCGUGUGGAGAGCGACAAAUUGCGCAGUCGGUACUAACGUCAUAACGUUGGGCGAAACAAAAAAAAACUAAAAAAUAAAUAAUAAAAGAUCGCCAGCGACAAAAGCGCCUAACUACUGGAAACUGUUCCGUCAGUAAUAAAACAACAACAGUAGUUUGUCAAGCAGCACGAACGAUAGGUGAGUGUGCAGUGAAUUGUGAAAAAGCCAACGACAGCACAGUUAAACGCCGGCAGCGCCGAAAGUUUUGUGAGUUUUUUUUUUUUUUUUUUUGGUAUUGCACAGUCGUAUAAUAGACGAAGUGAGAGUUUAACGCGUGUGUACGAGGUGCUGAAAAACAAACGGAAACACGGAAAGAUAGCAUUUCGAAAUUCGAUUUCACAAAUUCAAAGUUCCAUUUCGCAAAUUCGAGAUUCAUUAAAACACUAGACACAGUGCAAAGUGUUGACACGUGGUGUCUAAAAAAAACUAACCAAUAUUAAGAUUUGGAAAUUUCGAAAAUAACUUCGAGUUUUCGAAAUUCAAAAACGUACGAUUUUAUAAAGUUUGAGCAAUAAAUUUGAGUUUGAAACAACCAAAAGAGCAACAACAACUCAGCCGCAACAACCCGGUAGACAACUAUAAAGAGCCAGUUAUUAGUGAGUGUGCGCGUGUGUGUGGUAUUGUGCUUGAGUGAGUUUCAACGACGACAACAACAACAACAACAACAACAACAAGAACCGCUGCAAAGCGCAUCAUGGUGAAUACCAACAACACAGCAACGUUGGCUACAACAAACUCAACGGCAUCGACAACAGCAACAACAGCAACAACAGCUGCAGCAAUAACAACAAAUAGCACAACAUUGACCAAGGCAAAACAGCAACGACAAACGGUGGGUGUUGUUGUAGCAGCCGGCACAACAACAUGGGGUUCUAUUAGCAUCGCACAGCAAAAACAACAACAGGAGCAACUGUUGCAAGAGCAAAAACAAAAAGAACAACAGAAAGAGCAGCAACAACAGCAAACUGAAGAACAGCCGGAAAAUAUUGAUGCUAAGAAAAAGAACAAACACAAGAAUCCGAAAAAGAAUGGCGUUGACAACAAACAGAACAAUGACAAUAAAGCCCAUACCAGCGGUGUCGGUAACAAAAAACAAAAUAACAACAAAAACAAAGUGCCGGCUAGUAGUGCAUUAAAAACAAAAACAACCGCUGCGGAGCGCUUAAGUAGCGACACAGGCGAUGAUAAAGAAAACGCCUGCGUUACAUCCACGCAGGAGGAGAACUGCGAAGACACGAAAACGGCAACAAACGCCAAUAAAAAUGGUAAAAUAGCUAGUGACAAACAACAGCAGCAAACGGUUGGUCGCAAUAAGAAAAACAACAAUAAUAGUAACAAUAACAACGCCAAAGGUCAAAAUAGCAAAACAUUCACGAAUAGCAACAAUAAGAGCCAGUGGAAGCGUAUUGAAAAGCGUAACAGCGUCAUAUUUAGCACCAAUCACCAUUACAGCAACUACAACAAUAGCAACAGCAACAGCAACAGCAGCUAUAGUAACAGCAAGCAUAACAAAUAUCGCUUGUCAAAUUCCAAUACGCCCAGCAUCCUCACCGAUGACGAUGAUGAUUAUCGCGAUGAUAUCGCCGCCGACAUGACAGACACCGAUUCGGUACGAUCUCAUGAUUGGCAAGGUAAGAACUGCCGUCGACAACAACAACAACAACAGCAAGCGAACGGAAAAAAACUUACCGCCGGUGAAUUAUUAGCUGCCGCCCUAAUGGUGCCCUGUAAGAAGUGUAACAAAGUGAAAGCACCAAAUAUGGCAAUGCUCGGUAGUGCGCAUCAAUAUCGCAAAUCUAAAUCGUAUAUAGGCGGCGGCGGUGAAAAUGGCAAUGGGACGGGUAGUAGUGCUUCUGCCGAGAGUUGGCUAAAUUUGAGUGGUAGUGGAGGUAAAAAUAGCGCCAAUCAUCGCUAUCAGCGCUCGCACAGCGAUCGUCGCACUUCAUUCGAUCGCAUUUUUGCCGAACGUAAUAAGGAUUUUGUGCCAAUUGUACAGCCGGCACGUCCUGUACUCGCAUCGUCGAACAUCGAACGCGUUCUAACCGAUACCGAGAAGAUGGUUAUCAUCGAACGUUUGGGAAAGGGACGCGUGACAUAUCCCAUAAUGCAGUGCGGGACCCUAGACGCACACUCCGAAUCGUCAUAUCAUUACCAACAGCGUUCCAACAGAAUGGAUGUAUAUCAAAUUGAUGACGGUUUCCACUCCGACGGUGGCACCGAAACACCACCACCAUCACCCAGUUCGGGCUCAUCCAUAGCAUCGGCCUCCGAUCACGGUUCAUUGGAGAGUGUCGAUACUGGCGGUACUCAACGUUUGGCUGUGCUUUCAUUCGAACAGGUGCGCAAAUUGCACGAUGUCAUGGAUGAAAAAGUUGCCAUACAUGGACGUGGUAAUUUUCCCACACUCGAAGUGCCCCUAAAAGACUUGGUCAAUAUGGUCAGACGCAAGCUGGAAGCGGAUGUGAGUGCGGGCGGCGCUGGUGUGAUAGUCAAGGAUGUGCGCUUGAAUGGCGGCGCAGCUAGUCAUGUUUUAGCUUCCGAGGAUCAGCCAUACAAUGACUUGGACUUGAUCUAUGCCAUUGAAUUGACUUCGUCGCGGCACUUCGAUCGUGUCAAGUCCGCUGUGCUGAGCACUUUGUUGGACCUCUUGCCCGAGGGUGUGUGCAAGCGUCGCAUUAUGCCAUGCGCUCUCAAGGAGGCCUACGUCGGCAAAAUGGUUAAGGUCAACAAUAACAAUGAUGGUGACCGUUGGUCACUUAUAUCGCUGGGCAAUUCGCCCGGUCAUAAGAAUGUCGAACUGAAAUUUGUCGACACGAUGCGACGCCAGUUCGAGUUCUCAGUGGAUUCGUUUCAAAUUGUCUUGGACUCGCUGCUACUUUUCUACGACUGUGCCGCUCUACCCAUAUCGGAGAACUUCUAUCCGACUGUGGUCGGUGAGUCGGUGUACGGUGACUUCCAGGAGGCGCUCUAUCACUUGCAAAAGAAAUUGAUCUCAACACGACAGCCAGAGGAGAUACGCGGCGGCGGUUUGCUCAAGUACUGUAACUUAUUGGUGCGCAACUAUAAGCCAGUCGAUCCGCAACACAUCAAGACUCUGGAACGUUACAUGUGCUCACGGUUCUUCAUCGAUUUCCCUGACAUUAAUACGCAAACUAAGAAGCUGGAGGCGUACUUGUCCAAUCACUUCUGGGGCGUCGAUGAGGAGCCACUUCAAUACCAGUACCUGAUGCAUUUACGUGAGGUCGUCGAAAUGUCUACGGUGUGCCUGAUGGGCCACGAGCGGCGGCAGACCCUAAUGCUGAUACAGUCGCUGGCCGCGCAGGUGCUCUACAAGGAGCAACAGAAGCAGCAGCAGGCGCAGGAACAGUACCAUCAGCAACAGCAGCAGCACCUCCACCAACAACAGCAGCCAGUCGAUGUGCAGAAAGCACAAACACAACAACAACAACAACAGCAGCAGCAGCAGCAGCAACUGCAGCAGCCACACCAACAAGUAACGCUGGUCACAACACAACACCAACAACAACAGCAAAUGCAAGCGCCGCAAACACAGACCAUCUACGUGCAACAGGCGACCGCUGCGGCGCCACAGGCCACAACAGCGACACUGUGCUGUACACCAGCCGGCGCCGAGCAGCAGCAGCAACAACAGCAACUGCAAGUGCAACAAGCGCAGCAGGUGCAGGCGAUACAGACACACGCUGCGGUGGCACAGCCGACGGCCACCAUACUGGUCUACAAUGGCGUCUAUUACGCACCUGUGAUUCCGACUAUUUGCACAUGCAACCAGACGUGGUUGAGCACGUGAUUGGCGAGUGAGCCAGCAGCGGCGACAGCAGCUACAAACACGACAACAACCACAUCAACAACAACAACAACAACAACAACAAUAGCAGCAGCAGCAAAUACAACAGCAACAGUACCCAUAGUACCAGAAGAAGCAGCCACAACAGCGCUCGACUAUCAGCUGCAAGAAGAGCAAGCAGCAACUGACUACCUGGAACUGCAAUCAACACUUUUGUCAUCGGCAGGCGCGCUAAUCUAUGACAGCGACAGCAGCGACACGUACAACAA